CCUGCGUCCGGCGAUCUCGGUAUCUAGUCUCCGCCCUACCAUAUUCUCGGAUCCGCGGCGCCUCUAACAGAUCAUCGGCCGACCUUACGUACCCUACGUACCCUACGUAACCCUACGCGUUCUUACGCACGGUUCAACGCGCCUCCUGCGCCCAGCGUUGUGACACUUAAAGUCUUCGUUGUGUAAACUCAGGGUCUGAGGUCAAUCAGUUAUAGAAGCCUGUUCCUCCCGUUAAAUCUUAUUCCAAGUCCAGCUUCGAUCUUCACAAUCUACUACUUUAUAACACCUACAAUGGACACUGCGACACUAGAGCUCAAGUCUGCAAUGGCUUCAUACCCAGUACAUCGAGCGUUGCUCGCGACCCGAUCCACCUUCUUUGAGGGAGCGUGCCGCAACGGCUUUCGAGAGGCCGAGACUGGAGUCAUCGACCUUACUGAAGAUGACCCAGAAGCAGUAGAGUACAUGGUGAAUUACUUCUACCAUCUCGACUAUCUUAACAAGCCGCUAUCUCGUCACUCAUCGCAACGUUGCACUAGAGCCAAUACGCCGCUUUCUUCGCGCUCCGCAAGACACUCUGCGCCUAAGAAAAUAAACCUCGCGCUCGUGGAAGACCCAUUGCUAGCACAAGCUCUCGCAGCUACCAACUCGUUGCCAAUGACGCCUCCUGCAGACGAGCUUACCACCCAGAACUUCAAUGCACCUUCCAGCAAGAUGCCUGACACGCCGAUGGCAGACGAGUCUGCAGCAGAUUACCUCACGAGCGUUCAAUUAGAGCCCGAUGUCGACGAUGAGAAGGCGCAUCUCGUCACACAUGCAAAGGUCUACGCAAUUGCAGAGAAGUACGGCAUUGCUGGCCUGAAAGCGCUUGCACGCAGGAAGUUUGCCCAGGAAAUCGAUCUUCACCUCAAUAGCCCCGAGUUUCCAGAAGCAUGCCAAGAGGCGUACGAAACCACCUUCCAUACUGAUCGAGGCCUGCGGGACUUGAUCAUCCAAACUUUCCGUGCGAAUCCAGGGCUUUCGCUGCGCCCCGAUAUCGAGAUGGCGGUUAGAGAAACCCCGGGACUCGCCUUCGAGCUUUUCAGGAUGGCGAGCGGUCUUCCUGUUGCAUCAUGAAAGCCACGAUCGGACUUUGAUCACCAAUCACAAAGGGACUUGACGCUCUUCGCGCGAAAAUCUACUACGAGGGCUACAUCAUAGUGCUCCUAUGCACUCGUUGUCUCAGUGCCCCGAAUUCGGUCUUGCAAGCCUUCCAGCAUGGGCUGA
Cucurbitaria berberidis CBS 394.84 is the source of this 1263-nucleotide messenger RNA. RefSeq lists its product as uncharacterized. Gene Ontology annotation, molecular function: protein binding. NCBI's taxonomy places the organism in Eukaryota, Fungi, Ascomycota, Dothideomycetes, Pleosporales, Cucurbitariaceae. The transcript has 4 exons. The record is from RefSeq and is a predicted model, not a curated record. The coding region runs from base 292 to 1113 and encodes 273 amino acids.